Phycodurus eques (leafy seadragon) is the source of this 3024-nucleotide messenger RNA. RefSeq lists its product as uncharacterized. The record is from RefSeq and is a predicted model, not a curated record. The coding region runs from base 195 to 2120 and encodes 641 amino acids. NCBI's taxonomy places the organism in Eukaryota, Metazoa, Chordata, Actinopteri, Syngnathiformes, Syngnathidae. The transcript is spliced from 4 exons.
ACUGUGGGCGAAUGUAAAACGGCGCGUUGACGUACACCACUGCCACCAAGAUAACCUUGCAAUUUGUGUGCAAAUCCUUUAGUUAUUCGGUUAUACUGUGACCAAGAGGGAUUCCACUCCAAUUACAAUUCAAACGUUGUUGGACAGAAAGUUUUUUUUGCCAUUGCAUCACAUGCUGCAGCUGCCGUGUGAAGAUGCACUCAGAAUGGCCUGAGUAUGGCCAAAGGCGGCACCAUGGUGACAGAGACCGAAGAUGGAGGGAUGAUUACAAUGAUAAAUGGGAAAAUAGGCAUGAAUACCAUAGAGAUGUACAGUGGGAUUCCUAUCCUAAGCAUGGUGGUUCUGGGCCUGGUAGAACAGAGAGAAACAGCAGAAGUACAGACUACAGUGACUCACCUCAAAAGUUGUACUCUAAAGACUCCCUGGACCGAGACAGAGAUGGGGAUAGGAGGAGCCCAGUGAGGAGACACUUGUCUUCCCCAGACAGGAGGGUGGUUGAAAAGAAAAGACGAAGGUUCACAGAUGACAGCCGUGAUGACUACAGCUAUAGAUGUGAGCCUGAUGGCAAAAAAUACAGGCAGCCACUAGACAGUUAUUCAAAAGAUUUUAAACAUACGUUGCCAGAGGAAGUAGAUUUUAAAUAUAGGAGUAGUAUGCAAGAUUCCAGAAGCCGACAUAGACAUGAAGAGUUUACUUCCAGGUACCACAAGCCCUAUGAUUCCAGUCACAGACAACUGUCUACAUAUAACAAAGACAGAGAUGAUCAUGAAAGAAACCACAGUUUUUUACUUAAGAAACUUCCAGAAGAUGACACCACAAAGAGAUACGUCAAAUCCAGAGAACAGAAGAAUAGCUCUCCUACAGAUCGUGUGGAUCAUCGUCAAAAUCAAGCAAGGAAUUAUUUGGAUGGAUCUAGACUGUGUUUUGAGCAUGUGACCAAGUCCAGUCAGGAUGUACCUGAGAAGAAGGCCGCCAAUGGUUUCCAAAGGUUCCUUGAAGUACUCAAUAAAGGUGUGGAUGUGGACAUACUCAACCAGAUUGUGAUCCAGACCGGUCCUGAAGAUGGUGGUCAACCACAAUCUGCAGCAUCUUUCCGCAAUGUACUUGAUCAUCCCUGUUUUCCAGAAAAGCAGGUAAGGCAUCUCAAUGUGAAUACAUGGAAUGAAGAGAAUUUUGGAGAGGAAUGUCACAGGCUGCCUUUUCAACGGCAACGUCUCGGGUCCUAUGGCCCAAAGAGGAGCUCUCCGUAUGAUGACAUGUCAGUGCAAAGGAGUGAGGGAGGACAAGGCUGCACGGGGUCCAUGUUACUUCCUGCGGUGGAGAAGAAAACACUGACGCCUGAAGAUGAGCACAAGCACCAGCAAAUGCAGGAAGUGUUGCAGGCCAUUGGGGUGGACUUGGGAUUCGAAGAAGUCGGUCAAAUGUCGCACCGGAUUAAUGAGCGAUUAUAUGGAAAGAAAGAAAGCGACUGGAGCUACCAGAGUACAGGAAGCAGGGAAAGGAUCACGAGAGCAGCCUACUCUCCAAGGCGCAGCAGCAGGUCAUCAUCCUCCUCCUCAUCAUCACACAGAUCUAAACCUUCAUAUAACGACUACUCUGUUCACACAGACUCAUACAAUGCUCAGAGCGAUUUAAAAGUGGAUCAAGUCCAGGUCCCUUACACUAUCAACAACAGUAGCUCUUUACCAGACAAUCAGAAAUGUGAAAUCCAUGAAAACAUUCCUCCCAAUGCCACCAUCAAAACAUUCAUACCCAAUAUGCUCACAACGCCACCCUAUCGUCCAGUGAAUUACCCACCUCUGCUCCCCAAUGUUUCCAAUGUUAGGCCCAGACUUCUCAUUCCUCCCCUACCUUCUUUGCUUCGUCAGUCUCCCAUGUUCCCUUUGCCGGGUCGGCCUCCCCUCCUGCCUUAUCCUUGUCCAUCACCUUUGAAUAUCCUUCCAUCUGUACUCGCUCAAACGAGGCACCUCCUCCCCACACCCAUGAAUAACAUCCAGCCACCAUUUAUUAACCUGCCAAAUGUACCAAAUCCACUUCACAGUGUAGAUACUUCACCAAAGUCUAAAGUGGUAUCGAGGCCUCGUUGUUUGCUGGUCAUUGAUACAAAAAAGCCCAGAUAAAUAAUGGUUAAUUAGGAUGUAGUAUUCCUGUGUGCACAUGAACAAAAUUGUAUGUAACCCUCUGUUAAUCAAUGAAAAAGAGGACACACCGGAGAUUAACGUCCCUAUGGUCAAAUUGUUUUCAAUCUUUUCUCGGGGUAUCAUCGUUUUUGUCCAGGCCGGUUUCAUUAUUAUUAUUAUUUAUAUUUUUAUGAUUCUUUUGAACCACAAUUCAAAAGCGUCUGAUUUUCUUUGGUGAAUUUUCAGUAAUUUGUAUUUAUUAUUAUUAGUUUUGCCAGUUUCAAGUUAUUUCCAUAACUCUUGUGGGUUUUCCUUUCACCAACAGUGGAGUACCGACAAUUUUGUCCAGGUGUGCAUAUUAUUCACCACUAAGCACAGAGCCCACAUGCAGCACAUUUGAGUUCUAAGGUAACAAAUGUUGACGCGGUUGUAAACUGUCCAUCAGCAAGCAAAAAAAUUAAGACCAGAAAAUGUUAAAUCACUGACAAUGAAAUUAUAGUUGCCUAAAAAUGUGAUGCGUUGUGAUUUUGGAUUUUAAAUAAAUUUGCAAGCACCAGGUAGUUGUUUUUUUUAAAUUUGACACAUUUUCUUUUGAUGUGAGCGCACAGAAAAUGCUUGUAAAUAUACUGUAUCUAUUGUAAUACACUUGUUCUCUAAGUAAAGUGGUCAUUCGCAUUGUUUCUUUCUUGCAAUAAAAAUGUGACAUAAAUACUACAUUUAAAUUUCAUACAAUUUUCUAUGUCAAGCUCAAAUAGGGGCAAAGGCUUUUUUUAUAUUGUAAACCUUGCAUGGUUAACUACUUCUUGAUAUAAUGAAGGGACAAAAGUAAUCCAGGAAAUUGUCUUUUUUUUUUUUAAUAGGGAGCAAAGUUGAGCAGAGCACCACCAGUUUGGAAACAUUUAUU